UGGCGAAUAACUUCGGUAUGCGUCCCUACAUCAAACGACAUGCCCCGAAAGUUCGUACGGGGUGUGUAAUAUGCAAACGUCGACGGAUUAAGUGCGACGAAGCGAAGCCGCAAUGCCUUCGAUGUGUGAAACAUGGUUCACAUUGCUAUUACGAAGUGCCUAAUACUUGGGUUUUCGAACCUAAGAAACACGUACAAGAUGCUCCCGAGAAGCGCACUAGAACUUCCUCCACGACAGGACUGUACCACGAACUGAAUUGGGAUAUUCUAAGCAGCGACGACUCGCAUUUUCUCGGUCUCUUCGUUCGUCGACUCGGACGUGUGACGGCCGAGUAUGGCCACGGCCGUUUUGACUUCUGGACUCGAUUAGUACCUCAAGUCGCUAGUUCGGUCCCUGCAAUCAAGCACAUUCUCAUUGCCUCCGCUCUGUCCAACGAGGCAUGGCUCCGCUUGACCGUACCAUCCUCAUUGGAACGAGCAAUCGACCACCAUUACAACCUUGCCUUACGCGAGAUCGCAUAUGGGAGUCCUACGCCCGAGGUCGCCUUGAUGAUGUGCCUUGCCGCUUUCACAUUCGAGUCUAUCAAUGGCCGAGUGGAGUUGGUGAAGACCCAUCUUCUGAGUGCUGGACGAAUCGUUGAUGACUACCAUCAUAAGUUAUCUCAAUAUACCAUUGCUAGGUCAAGUUUGCUCUUUGAGGCCAUCGAACCUAUAGUCUUUGAAUGUCAGAUCUACGCCGGUAUCAUUCCACCUCGUGGAACACCAGUAGAUGGCAUACACACCAUUCAAUAUUGGAAAACAGAGCCGGUCACGCCUCCGUAUGUUUCAAUUGAGGAUGCAGGAUAUGAAUUGACCGCAGCAACUAGAUACCUUCUGGAACCCGCCGGCCAAACCACCUACGCCAUGAUUCGUGCAUCUGUAUUUUUGAGCAGAUGGCGCAAAAGUUUCGACAAAUUCCGACCACAAAAAGACCGAUAUUCCAAGACGUUGCUGUGCUUGCAUGAUCUUAUGAAGGCCUUGCUUGACGUGCUGCAGCAGACAACUGACCAGGACGUGUCGGUGUCCAUCACUCUGGCAAUCUGUAGGAUGAGAGGCAUCACGGAGCUGGGAGCUGCGAACCUCGAAAGAGUCUUGAUAGGCGCGAGUCAACUUCUUGCACCGCGUUGUUCGACGUCCGACCAAAAGGAAGGCGUGGAACGAGUCCUUGAUAUGUUCGAACCGUAAAAUUCCACUAAUUCCAUCGUACGGAAGAAUCAGCUCAGCCAUUGUCCUUGAUUUAACGCCGUUUGCGACUGGAGAAGACUAGAUGCAGAGGCGCCAGGAUACAAGUGAAGCAAUCUUUGGUCUCGUUCAACAAUGCCUGUCCGUCCUCUAGCGAAUCAAAUUUGAUUUCAAAUUCGAGCACAAGCUUAGCCAGGACCGUCCGCAUCUCCAUAUAUGCCAAUUGUUUACCUAUGCAGCUAGAAGCGCCUCCGCCAAACGUGAGAAAUGCGCCUCUGUUAAUCAGAAGUUCUGGACGCGUUGUCCACCUUUCUGGUAUGAACGAGUCAGGCUGCUUGUACGCUUUUGGUGAUCUUUGAAUCACAUAGGUUGGGGUCAGUAUUGUGACAUUCCCUGGGAUAUAACGAUCUCCACAAGUUAGUCCCUGAGCAGGAGAAUCUCUGAAAACGCCAUUCGGUAUGGGCGGAUGCAUUCUCAAAGUCUCCUGGAUCACAGCAUUCAGAUAUGGCAAAUGCUGCAGAGCGGUGGGCUUUGCCACUUGUGCACUGUCUAUGCCGUUGGAGAACAAUUCCGAUCGCAUUUGCUCUGCCAGAGCUGGUUCGGACGCCAGGUGGUACAAGGCAAAAGUCAGAGCAGCCGCGGUAGUAUCACUCCCUGCUGUGAUUAUGAGUCUGCUGUCGCCCACCAGUAGUUGGUGGUCAUCGUGAGCGUUUCCGAAGAAUGGCUCGCGCAGGAGGUGAUGGAAAACAUCCGGUUUCUCGGGCUUCACAGAUUUUCUUUGCGCAACGCAACUUUCGCAAUACUCGAGGAACUUUGUCAUCGGCAUCAUUUUCGCAGGGAGUUUUGUCAUAAUAUGCAGCAGCCAGGGUGUAUGUUGAAAAAGCCCUAAAGGGAUCAGAUUCUGGUGCAUGAUCUUGAUGGCGAAGUGGGCUUGACCAGUCUUCAGGGCAUCGAACGACCUCGAGAACGCGACCUCGCCCAUGACGUCGUAGGUAUAGUAUGUCAUCCACUUUGAGACGUCGACAGAUUGGCCGGCAAGAGACAAAAUCUGCUGCAGAAGCAUGUCGGUGCAGCUGACGACACGGUCAUCGUAAGCCCGCAGCGAUUGGACGUUGAAUGCUUGGUCCCAGCCUGCCCUGCGCCGGCGUUCAUGCAUUUUCUUGUCUCUCAUCUGAUGCAAAGUCAUCAUCGGGAACCCGAUGUUAUACCAGAUCGAUUUUGUACAUUGAGAACGACCGCCAUGAACGAUCUCGACGAUAUCCGGAUCCGCAAUAGAGAUCUCGUUGGGUCCUGUUAAAGUCAGCCUGCGAUUCGAAGAGCAUUCUAUAUGCCCACGCACCAGUUCGAACAUAGUCGCCAUACUUUUCAUGCCAUUCUUGUAUAUGCUUGUAGUCCUUGAGAUCGCUAGUCUGCCAAACGUACCAAAACUUUGAUAUACGAGCGAGAAAAGGACCUGGGUAGUCUCGCAAGCGAUGGAGCCAUGCUCGAUAUACCGACAUGCUUGUCCAUAGUCCACCGACAAAUGAAGCCCAGAGCACAAUAACGACUGUGGUGGCCUCUCUAAUACUGUACCCAAGGACGGUCAGACCAUUGAGUAAUGCUACAGGCGAGAAAACGCUCAGCAGGAGGAUCUUGGGCGCAUCAUCAAGGUGCUCCCCAAGCCGGAAGUAGAAGAGGUGACACAUGAAGCCAGCUGUAACAGCGCCGCAGCAAAGAGGUAGCAAAGCCAUACUGGGUUGUGUGGCAUGGUUGCAAUAUUGUGGAUAUGGCCAUGACGAAUAUAUAUGUGCGUGUUUAGACCCCGGAAUUGCAGCGCAGGCUGGGAAGCGCUUCGGUACGAGGGGUGGAGAAUCGGCCAUCCUGAAGAGAUUAAUGAUCGACGCCUGAGCAUUUGGGGGACAAUUAACACUACCACUCCAUUCCCUCUUGUUGCCCACCAGACUUGCCGAUGAGUGCUAUUGUCUAAUUUUGUUCCAGACUUGUUCAACCUUGUGAUCUCUGUAAAUGAAUGCAGCCUUGAGUCGGCAGCCG
This is a messenger RNA of Exophiala oligosperma, 3251 nucleotides long. RefSeq lists its product as uncharacterized. Gene Ontology annotation, biological process: regulation of DNA-templated transcription. The record is from RefSeq and is a predicted model, not a curated record. The transcript has a single exon. Bases 18 to 1223 code for a protein of 401 amino acids. NCBI's taxonomy places the organism in Eukaryota, Fungi, Ascomycota, Eurotiomycetes, Chaetothyriales, Herpotrichiellaceae. Gene Ontology annotation, molecular function: zinc ion binding; DNA-binding transcription factor activity, RNA polymerase II-specific.